Aspergillus heteromorphus CBS 117.55 is the source of this 1330-nucleotide messenger RNA. RefSeq lists its product as uncharacterized. The transcript has 4 exons. The record is from RefSeq and is a predicted model, not a curated record. Lineage: Eukaryota; Fungi; Ascomycota; Eurotiomycetes; Eurotiales; Aspergillaceae. The coding region runs from base 144 to 1118 and encodes 324 amino acids.
AGGGUCAAUACCCCCCGACCUUCGACCUUUACGCACGUCAUGGCCGUGCAACGCCUUAUAAAACCACAAGACCCAAGGACUAAAGCCCAAGCCCACCCCAACCCGACUUGACCACCUCGUCUCGUCUCAUCCCAUCCAUUACCAUGCCCGGAGUCCUCAACCAGACCUUAGCCGUCAACGACGGUCCCCUGACCUCCGAGAACGCCGCACUCCUGCGGCCCUCCUCGCCCAGCCUCCCGCUCGACGAACUCCGUCGCCGCUACAACGAGGACGGCUAUCUGUUCGUCAAGCAGGUCCUGCCGCGCGAGGACGUCCUCGAAGUUCGGCGCCAAUACUUCAGCCACCUGGAGUCCACGGGGGUUCUGAAGGAGGGCACCGACCCGGUAGAGGGCGUCUUCAACCCAGCCAAGACCUCCGACGACUUCCCGGGCAUCGGGGCGGGCGCGGCGGGCGGCAACGGCCGGCCCGGCGGCGAGAGCGCCGCGCAGUUCGUCGACCGCGCCCUCGAGGCCCACUACAAGGACUGGUAUGUCGAGAAGCUUUGUGGCCAUCCGGCUCUCUACGACUUCAUCGCCAAGUUCACCGGUUGGGGCCAAGAUACCCUGACCUUCAAGCGCACCUUGCUGCGCAAUAACAUCCCCGGUACCAAGCCGAUUGGCGUGCACUAUGAUCAGAUCUUCAUUCGCUAUGGUGCGCCGAGCUGUGUCACGGCAUGGGUGCCUAUCGGCGAUAUCAAGCUGAGUGGGGGAGGGUUGAUCUACCUGGAAGAUAGUGACUCUGUGGGCCGGAAGAUUGAGGACGACUUCACAGCUAAGGCCAUGUCUGCGGGACUGACGGAGGAGGAGGCCAAGUUUGCGUUCAACUCGAACAUGAUGUCCACCGGCAUGCUGUCCGAGUACCCGGUCGAGUUCGCCAACCAGCAUGGCCGUCGCUGGCUUGCCUCGGCUUAUGAGGCGGGCGAUGUGGUCCUGCACAAGCCUCAUAUGAUCCACGCGUCGACGGUGAACAACGACCCGGAAAAUGUGAUCCGUCUGGCUACCGAUCUGCGAUUUGCGGAUUCGUCCAAGCCGUAUGACAAGAGAUGGAUGAAUUUCUACCGAUUUGACGAUGGUGUUUGAUCUUUUGCAAUGGGGUAGAUAUGAUGGCUUGCAAUGGCACAUUUUUUAUGCUUGAUAUGACAUGUCAGCUAUGGAACCACGUGUUGAUACGGGUCUGAUUGACCGUGUUCCCCAAGCCACUACCCCGAGACACCGAACGUGCAGUGGCAGAUUCUAUCAUCGUUAGCAUAGAUGCCAGAUACCGAUCCGAAAAACUCACUGCUUAUCGUCAC